Messenger RNA from Mus musculus (house mouse), 1366 nucleotides. RefSeq names its product survival motor neuron 1 (gene Smn1). Lineage: Eukaryota; Metazoa; Chordata; Mammalia; Rodentia; Muridae. Gene Ontology annotation, cellular component: Z disc; nuclear body; axon. The transcript is spliced from 10 exons. Gene Ontology annotation, molecular function: RNA binding. The record is from RefSeq and is a predicted model, not a curated record. Gene Ontology annotation, biological process: mRNA processing. The coding region runs from base 72 to 953 and encodes 293 amino acids.
CUUCCGGUCCCAGAAGCCCCAUGACGGAAGUCGUCAUUGAGUGAGCCCGGCAGCGUCCGUGGUAGCAGGCCAUGGCGAUGGGCAGUGGCGGAGCGGGCUCCGAGCAGGAAGAUACGGUGCUGUUCCGGCGUGGCACCGGCCAGAGUGAUGAUUCUGACAUUUGGGAUGAUACAGCAUUGAUAAAAGCUUAUGAUAAAGCUGUGGCUUCCUUUAAGCAUGCUCUAAAGAACGGUGACAUUUGUGAAACUCCAGAUAAGCCAAAAGGCACAGCCAGAAGAAAACCUGCCAAGAAGAAUAAAAGCCAAAAGAAGAAUGCCACAACUCCCUUGAAACAGUGGAAAGUUGGUGACAAGUGUUCUGCUGUUUGGUCAGAAGACGGCUGCAUUUACCCAGCUACUAUUACGUCCAUUGACUUUAAGAGAGAAACCUGUGUCGUGGUUUAUACUGGAUAUGGAAACAGAGAGGAGCAAAACUUAUCUGACCUACUUUCCCCGACCUGUGAAGUAGCUAAUAGUACAGAACAGAACACUCAGGAGAAUGAAAGUCAAGUUUCCACAGACGACAGUGAACACUCCUCCAGAUCGCUCAGAAGUAAAGCACACAGCAAGUCCAAAGCUGCUCCGUGGACCUCAUUUCUUCCUCCACCACCCCCAAUGCCAGGGUCAGGAUUAGGACCAGGAAAGCCAGGUCUAAAAUUCAACGGCCCGCCGCCGCCGCCUCCACUACCCCCUCCCCCCUUCCUGCCGUGCUGGAUGCCCCCGUUCCCUUCAGGACCACCAAUAAUCCCGCCACCCCCUCCCAUCUCUCCCGACUGUCUGGAUGACACUGAUGCCCUGGGCAGUAUGCUAAUCUCUUGGUACAUGAGUGGCUACCACACUGGCUACUAUAUGGUUUCCCAGGUGUUGGAGAUCGCACCCUGGGGCUUGGGCAUCCUGGGCAAGCCCCACCACUGAGCUGUAUCUCAGCCUGGCCAGUUUUUGAAGUUUAAUGUUUCGUUGGGUUUCAGACAAAAUAAAAAAGAAGGAAAGUGCUCACAUACAAAUUAAGAAGUUCAGCUCUGUCUCAGGAGAUGGGGUGUCGGUGUCCCUGGUCGACAAGAACAGACGUCUCCUCGUCAUCAGUGGACUCUUGGCUAAGUGGUGUCGUCAUCAGCAUCUCCCCGCUGUGGGAGUCCAUCCAUCCUAAGUCAGCAGCAGAGCGUGCCUGGGGCGUGAGCAGUUGGAGGGACCGACCAGUGGAGUGUGCGUGUCGGAAGGCAGUCUACCCAGUCGUGACUGAGCACAAAUGUGCAAUUGUCAUUUUCUUAGCAUGUCAAGAUUUUUAUUAAUGCCUUUAGAAUUAAAUAAAAGUCCUUUUUUGAAAUCUU